GUCUGUCAGAGUGGACGUAGCUCUAAGCUAACCCAGCUGUCUAGCUAGUUUCUGAGUUUAAACAGAGUCAACAGCCUUCAGGCUCCGUCUGUCUGUUGUUUAUGGCUGUAUUAUCGUGUUAGCUCGGAAUAAUUCUGCAGAAACGAUCACAGACUGAGCUGACAAGCCCUGUGAUCAGCAAAAUGAGCAGCACAGGAUCAGUGGAGAGUGGAAAACCCCCGAAGAUCGGUUCAGUCGUGGAGGUCAUUGGAAAGGGUCAGCGUGGUACCGUUGCCUAUAUUGGCGCCACUCUCUUUGCCUCUGGGAAAUGGGUGGGUGUCAUCCUCAAUGAAGCCAAAGGCAAGAAUGAUGGCACUGUUCAGGGGAAACGCUACUUCACCUGUGAGGAGAAUCAUGGGAUAUUUGUCAGGCAGUCUCAGCUCACAGUGGUGGAGGACGGCUCCAGUGCCACUUCUCCAGAUACUCCUGAAUCAGGCUCUGCAAAGACGCCCAAACAAAAAGACAUCCCAGAGACACCGAAACUAACCAAGCAGACACCUGUGAAUGUUAAAAAGUCCUCUACUCGCCGCUCUGCAAAGUGGAGCACCCCAGGGCGUCUCACGCCUGCCGCCUCCCUCCCCUCCCUCUUGGUACCUCCGUCUGGCUCCAGCCUCUCCGUAAUGGCCUCUCGGGAGAGCCUGCCGUCCUCUCUGUCUGGUGACGUGAGUGAGGCUGAGCACAAGGGUGCUCUGGGGGCUCCUGUGAUGCCUCAGCCAAGCGGGACACCUGCCGCGGUGGCAGCUCAGGCCCCGGCAACCCCAAGCAAGGUGGAACCUGCCAUUUCUAAGCAGGAGGAGGACUCACUGCGGGCUCAGGUCAAGGACCUAGAGGAGAAAUUAGAAACACUCAAGAUGAAGCGAACGGACGACAAAGCCAAGCUAAAGGAUCUUGAGAAAAAUAAAAUCCAGUUGGAGCAGCUUCAGGAGUGGAAGAACAAAAUGCAAGAGCAGCAGGCCGAACUGCAGAAGCAGCUCAAGGAGGCCAAGAAGGAAGCCCGUGAAGCUCUCGAGGCCAAGGACCGCUACAUGGAAGAGAUGUCUGAUACGGCAGACGCCAUCGAGAUGGCAACACUGGACAAAGAGAUGGCAGAGGAGCGUGCAGAGUCACUGCAAGUGGAGGUGGACACCUUAAAGGAGAAAGUGGAGGAGCUUUCCAUGGACCUGGAGAUCUUAAGACAUGAGAUUUCUGAAAAAGGCUCUGAUGGAGCUGCCUCAAGUUACCAUGUCAAACAGCUUGAGGAGCAGAAUGGAAGACUGAAGGAGGCACUGGUUCGGAUGCGUGACCUUUCUUCUUCAGAGAAGCAGGAACAUGUGAAGCUGCAGAAACAGAUGGAGAAGAAGAACUCAGAGUUGGAGACUCUGAGGUCCCAAAAGGAAAAACUACAGGAAGAGCUCAAGCAGGCCGAGUCCACUAUAGAUGAGCUGAAGGAGCAGGUGGAUGCUGCUCUGGGGUCUGAGGAAAUGGUGGAGACCCUAACGGAGAGGAACCUUGAUUUAGAGGAGAAAGUGAGAGAGCUGAGAGAAACCGUGACUGAUCUGGAGGCCAUAAAUGAGAUGAAUGAUGAACUUGGGGAGAACGCCCGGGAAACAGAGAUGGAGCUGAGGGAGCAGUUGGACCUGUGUUCAGCAAAGGCCAGAGAGGCCGAGAAAAGGGUCGAGGCUGCCCAGGAGACUGUGGCUGACUAUCAGCAGACCAUCAACAAGUACAGGGACCUCACUACGCGGUUACAGGAGGCCAAUAGAGAGUUGACCAGCCAGCAGAACGCCAAUGCUGAACAGGUUCAACAACCUCCUGCUGACUUCUUCGACUUCAAGAUUAAGUUUGCAGAGACCAAGGCUUAUGCCAAGGCCAUUGAGAUGGAGCUCAGAAAAAUGGAAGUGGCUCAGUCAAACAGACACGUGUCCCUGCUCACCUCCUUCAUGCCAGACUCCUUCCUUCGUCAUGGCGGAGAUCACGACUGUAUUCUGGUCCUCCUGCUCAUCCCCAGGCUCAUCUGUAAGGCUGAGCUCAUCAGUAAACAGGCCCAGGAGAAGUUUGACCUGAACGGUAACCUGGUCCAUGGAUCUGGGCUCAGAGGGCCUCCUGGGGAGCAGCGCAGCUUUGCCUCAGGAUUGGUCUACUCUCUGAACUUGCUCCAGGCCACUCUCCACAAAUAUGAGCAGGCUCUGAAUAACUGCAGUGUGGACGUUUUCAAACGCAUGGGUACGCUCUACUCUGAAAUGAGCUUUCAUGAGCGUUCUCUGGAUCAUUUCAUCGGCCUGCUGCAUAAAGACCAACUAGAUGAGACCAUCCAGGUUGAGCCUCUCACUAAGGCCAUCAAGUACUAUCAGCAACUGUACAGUGUUCAUCUGGCAGAUCACCCUGAAGACUGCACCAUACAGCUGGCCGACCACAUAAAGUUUACCCAGAGCGCCCUGGACUGCAUCGGAGUGGAGGUAGCACGUCUGCGAUCAUUCCUGGCGGCAGAUCAGGAAAGCGCCGGCCUCAGUGUUCUUCUAAAAGACCUGGACACUUCCUGUUCUGACAUCAAACAGUUCUGCAAAAAGAUCCGCCGCCGCAUGCCUGGCAUGGAUGUAGCUGGAGGACCCACAGCUCUGAAGUUUGGACCACAGGUGUCGGAGGCGCUGACAGAAUGUAGACGCCAGCAGACCAGAGUGGUGGCUGUGCUGCAGGAGGUCGCUGCAGCCGGCGCUCCGAUGGUUGCUCCACUGGCAGAACAGGAGGGGCUCAACGCUCUGAAGCUGGAAGACAUAGCCUGCAAGGCUGUGGAGCAGGUGUAUGGCUCUCAUGGUGUGAAUGGUCUAGACUGUCUGCACCAGUCUUGCAAGUCUGUCAUCACCACCAUGAACAAGACGGCCACGGCCAUGCAGGAAGGAGAGUACGAUGCUGACAGACCACAGGGCCAGACUCCUCCAGUGGAGAUCAGAGCAUCCAUGGUCAGGGCAGAGAUGACUGAUGCCGAGGGUCUAGGAGUGAAACUGGAAGAUAGAGAGACUGUUAUCAAGGAGAUAAAGAGGUCUCUCAAAAUUAAGGGUGAGGAACUGAGUGAAGCCAACGUACGGCUGAGUCUGCUGGAGAAGAAGCUGGACACGUCCACCAGAGAUGCAGAUGAACGAGUUGAAAAGAUUCAGACCAAACUGGAUGAGAACCUUGCCCUGCUGAAGAAGAAGGAAAAGGAGUUUGAGGAAACGAUGGAUGCUCUACAGGCAGAUAUUGACCAGCUGGAGGCAGAGAAGGCAGAGCUCAAACAACGCAUCAACAACCAGUCUAAGAUGACCAUAGAGGGCCUAAGAGGCCCAGCGGCCUCUGGAAUCUCCUCCAUCGUUCAGGGAUCUGCAGGAGGUCUACCUUCAUCCUUGGCAGGAUCAUUACAGGUGGUGGACUCUCCUCUCCUCAGGCAGCAGAUCGAGGCUCAGAGAAUGGGCAUUAAACAGCUCAAGAAUGAAAACAACAGACUGAAGGCUGAGAAGAUAAGAGCCCAGCUAGCCUCACUGCCUCCUCUCUGCCCUCCCAAACUUCCACAACGGUCCAAAGAGAGCUCCAUGCCACCAGAAGGACUGAACACUGGCAUCUACCGCAGGACCGACCAGCUGCUGGCAACGCUGCUCAAGCUGAGCGCCGAGGUUAAAGUGGUCGAUGUCACCGGGAAGACCGCAGCGAGUGCUAGCGCCCAGCUGCUGGAGCAGACGGCCCGUCUACAGAACCUAAGUGACGCCCUGGUUAAGCUCAAGGGAGAAGUUUCUGAACAUGUGGUGUCGUACCAACCUGGUGGAAGGGCUUCCUCGGACUUUGCCACCUUUCCAGCCUCAGCCUUUGUUAAGGCAAAGGAAGAGAAGCAAGGAGGAACAGUGUAUGUGGGCCGUGUUGCUAUUCCCUGCGUCCAGGGUCAGGAGAAAGUCCAUCGCCUCGUCCUGUCACAGCAUCAGCUGCAGAAAGUGCAUCGCCUUCUCAUGGCCUGACAGAGCUUUCCUUUGGCCUAGAGCCUUAUUUCUCUUUAAGAAAAGCUUUUCUUCUUUAUUUGUUCAGCUUUAACCCUUUAAACCCUUUUGUAUCCUAUUUGAUACGCACUUUUAUGAGACAUCUAUCUAACCAACAUGGUCAGUAAAUAACUAAAAAACCUUUAGAAUACAGUUUCAUCCUCCAGUGGAUCAUUGGUUGCCAUGAUGCCUAAUCUAUCAAAUGUAAUACAAAACAUACAUGUGAGUUCAUGUCAAUUUUCCUUUUCUUGGAUUUCUGUAGAACAUUUCAUAAACAUUCCAGUUCCAAAG
Messenger RNA from Cheilinus undulatus (humphead wrasse), 4307 nucleotides. RefSeq names its product dynactin subunit 1-like. Gene Ontology annotation, cellular component: microtubule associated complex; kinetochore; axon. The record is from RefSeq and is a predicted model, not a curated record. Gene Ontology annotation, biological process: nuclear migration; establishment of mitotic spindle orientation. NCBI's taxonomy places the organism in Eukaryota, Metazoa, Chordata, Actinopteri, Labriformes, Labridae. Bases 183 to 3998 code for a protein of 1271 amino acids. The transcript is spliced from 32 exons.